AUGCCUGCAGCAAGCUUUGGUUCUCUCUCAUUACCUGGAACUGGUGACUGUGGAAUUAAAGAUGUCUGGAAUCACAACCUUCAUGAAGAGUUUGCAAUAAUUAGACAAGUUGUUCAAAAGUAUCAUUGGGUUGCAAUGGACACUGAGUUUCCUGGAGUAGUAGCCAGACCUAUUGGGGAAUUUCGAUCUACUGCCGACUACCAAUAUCAACUUCUCAGGUGCAAUGUUGAUUUACUGAGGAUAAUUCAAUUGGGUCUCACAUUCAUGGAUGAAAAUGGAAAAACACCCCCAGGUUACACAACAUGGCAAUUCAAUUUCAAAUUUAAUCUACAAGAAGAUAUGUAUGCACAAGACUCUAUUGACUUAUUGCAAAAUUCUGGAUUACAAUUUCGUAAACAUGAAGAAGAUGGUAUUGAACCUUUAGAAUUUGCCGAACUUCUUAUGUCAUCAGGUCUUGUAUUAAUUGACAACAUAAAGUGGUUAAGUUUUCACUCAGGAUAUGACUUUGGAUAUCUUCUUAAGUUGUUAACGGAUCAAAAUUUACCUCAAGACGAAAAUGUGUUCUUUGAAAAUCUACGGCUCUAUUUCCCAACGGUGUAUGAUGUCAAGUACCUGAUGAAGUUAUGCAAAAAUCUAAAAGGGGGACUUCAAGAAGUAGCAGAUCAGUUGGAACUGAGACGAGUGGGACCCCAACAUCAGGCUGGUUCAGACUCACAUCUGACUGGCAUGGCUUUCUUUAAAAUCAAAGAGAUAUUCUUUGAUGAUAACAUUGAAAGUUCAAGUGGUCACCUCUAUGGUUUAGGAGCACCAUUCUCAGUGAAUGCUAAUAACUUUCAAGACAAUGGUGAAAAUGGGAAUUCAUCUUGA
Danaus chrysippus (African queen) is the source of this 867-nucleotide messenger RNA. The record is from the annotation of a GenBank genome assembly. Lineage: Eukaryota; Metazoa; Arthropoda; Insecta; Lepidoptera; Nymphalidae.